Planococcus citri (citrus mealybug) is the source of this 6008-nucleotide messenger RNA. RefSeq lists its product as uncharacterized. The transcript has 2 exons. NCBI's taxonomy places the organism in Eukaryota, Metazoa, Arthropoda, Insecta, Hemiptera, Pseudococcidae. The record is from RefSeq and is a predicted model, not a curated record. The coding region runs from base 324 to 2189 and encodes 621 amino acids.
UCACAUGAUGGAUACAGAUAGGGAAUAGUUCUCACUAAAAGAUAAGAAUGAGUGCCUAUCUCUAGUAUGCAGUGCAGUGCUCCAGUUCCAGUACAAAUGCGAUAGUUACCCAUUAGUAACCUAUUUUCUCGUGUAUCUUGCAAACAGAAUAGUACGAUUCUGUGGUAGACUGUGGUUGGUUUGGUUGGCGUAAAUUUUCCUUUUGGUAUUUCAAAUUUGAAAUCGGUGCAUUUAACGUAUGAACUUGUUCGUUGUUCCCAUCUUGUAAAAUAUUUUUCGCCGAAAAUCGUCAUCGUUAGUAAGUACGCAGUGUUUAGGUUCAAAUGGAAAUUGGACAAAGCCAAGAGCUAGAAAUGACUGAAGCUGCGCCAAAAGUGUACGAUAUUAUUCAUCCUACUCCGGUAUCGCUAAAAGAACUGUCAGCAAUGGCCAUUAGCCUCGAAUUAUGGCGCUAUAAAGUGAAUGAAUAUCGCACAGGUAGAAAAUUGGAAAAAUUAAACUCAUAUCGGCUACGAAUAGGAAAUACUCGGAGAAAAAGUAUACUUCCUGAUUUACCUUCCACGAUUUAUGAGACGAUCGAAUUUUUUUUUAGUAAAUUUGUGAGCUCUGUGCUUCCUUGGCUGUUCGAACAUUAUAAACAAGUAUUCAGUUGUUUCAGUCACGAGAACUAUGUUUUAGAAUAUUUCGAUGAUUUCGUAUGCGAUUAUGAUGGCUCUGUUCAUUACGUUAGAACAGCCGAACGUAUGAUGCGUUGCGAACUAUUGACUAAGAUGAUGAAGUUUACAAUUGCCUGUACGUAUUUCUUCGAAGACGAUAUCAGACGAAUUUGGCCCUCUGUAUCGAGACACCUGAUGAACGUGGAUUUAAUUAAUUUCUACUCUUCCCCGCAAUUGUAUUACUGGAUUUGCCGUCUCACGAAUCAGUUAUGUAAAAUGCCAAAUUCAACCAGACCCUGGUUCAGUGAUACUCGACUUACUGUCGAUGAGCGAAUGUUUGAUGCGCACAUGCCUUAUAAUAGACCUUCGUUGGAAUAUUUUUGGAAUCGUAUACCCGUUGAAAAACAAAUGGAAAGAGCUCAACACCUCGAUGGAUUAGAUUUUGUUAGAUUCAUUUUACCAAAACUGAAUGAUUCGCAGCUCGAUAAAUUCGUUAAUAAUACUCGUAGCAACCGUGGCGGAUUUCAUUCCCUGUUCCGCUAUCGUCCUUGUGAAGAUUAUACAAUCGUUCUGAAAAUUUGGUCGUACAUUAGGUCGAAGAACAUCAUGAACAAGAGUACUUUUACAGAUAUAGCCGUUAAUUUGAUGAGAAACAAUUUUCACAAUUGUGUCGAGUUCGAUCAUAAAGAUUGGGAAUAUGUGUGUGGUGAAAUAUGGAACGAUACUCCACUGGAUUUCAAACAAUCGGUCAUCAGACAUAUUUCAUCCGAGAGCGAAUGGUUAGAAAAUAUGACUGCUACAUUUGAUUACCAUCGGAAUCAGAUACACGUCGAGUUCCUGCUGCUUAUUCUACAGGAUGCAUCUAUCAAAGAAAGAAACCUGUUUUGGCGUAAUUGCUGGAGUCCUUUGAUUGAAGCUGUUCGAACCAAAGAUUUGCAACGAAUAGCCCAACUGUGCUUCAAAAGCCACAAUGAGAUUACUCAGUUCAAACAAAACUGCAUGAUUAACAGCGAAGUUGUCCUUCAAGUUUGCGUUUCAUUAUUUUAUAAUGCGCGUUUUGACGAAUUGAAUGCCUUUCUGAGUUUUUUUCAUCCCGAAUCCGAAUCGCAAACAGCGAGAAACUUUAAAGAACAAAUCCUGGAAUCAGCUUUUCUCGGUGAAAAUUGUCGACUCAGCGCAUUGAUCAUCUAUAAAAUCGAGGAAUUUAUUGACAUCGUUAAAGAUGUUUCCACCGAUUUUAAAAAUCUCCUCAUCUCGUCGCCUUUACUUCUCAAGAGUUUAUCGAGCAUUAUUUGCGCAGAUCUUGUUUCUUCGAAAACGGUCAUCAAAUUUAUUGAUACUCUUGUUUCAACAGAAGAAACCGUAAUGCAGGUCAAAAUGAGUUUGACUGGUUUUUUGAAAGAGCGUAUUAUGGCUAAGAAGGCACAUAAGCGUGCUCUUAUACUUCGCGGGGAUAUGAUCAAUUCGAUCUUAUUAUGGUGCUUGGGAAGUGAUGAGGGGGUUGACGAAUUCAUAUCAACUUGUAUUUCUUAGUGGUUAGAUGACACUAAAACUCGUUUUUGAUGACUUAAAAAACGGUUACGGUAUAGGUCUGUUUAAUUGUUAUUGUUCAAUCGACUCUUUAUUCUUUAAUAAUGUACAUAUAUAGGUACCUAGAUAAUAGAUAAUAAUAGGUACAUAUGUAAUGUACUAUCGAAUACGAGUAUUUUCAUCAUACGAGUAUAGGUAGGUACAAAUACAUGUACUAUGAAUAGGUAGGUAGCCCUAAAAUAAGUCUAAAAUUAAGCUUGUGAUGUCACACUCCAAUUUGAACGGGACCGCGAUUUUUGGAAAGAACAUAGUCUAAAACCCCCAAAACCACAUUUUCAGCUGCCCAAGUUCAUUUUUCGAUUUUUGGCGAACGUUUGAAAUUCAAAAUUGACUGUUUUUUGCGAUUUAUGAUUUUUUUUAAAAAGUACGUACUUUAUCGGUAAAAAUGGUCAAAAUAAGUCCCAAAACUAAUAUUAAUUAUCCAAAUCCAAAUUUCACCAUUUCCCAUCAUUCUGGAGCCAAUUAUUUUAGAUAAUAAUCUCAAUAUAAAUUUUUUUAACCCAUUAGGUAAUGGUAAUCCAAUUUUAUAAUUUCUCCAGAAUUUUGAAUUCGCUCCAGAAGGCUUGAAUAUGAAGUUGGGCAGCUAAAAAUCGAGUUGUGUGUUAUACUCAUUCGAGCCAGCCGAUUUUGGGAGUGACACCUCAAGAGCCAUUUUUUGACCAGAUUUUUUCAAAAUUAAAAACCAAAAAGAUCAAAAGUUUCCCGUUAGCGUGGAGGUGAAAUUUGGAUUUAAGGGGUUAGUUUUGGACAAAAUACAGCGAUUCGCGCAAAUUUCGAAAAUUUCCACUCAAACGGAAAACUUUUGAUUUUUAAAUUUUGAAAACAGCUGGAGUCAUUCCACGUCAAUUGGACCAAGAAGUGGUAGGUUGAUUCGGCGAUUUUUUUGAAAUUUUUCGUGUGGAAAGACCUUCCGAAGGAAUGACCAAUGGCGCAAAUCGCAGCCCUCUGGCACAUUUUUAUCGGCUGCCAGGGGGUGUCAAAGUUUUCAGUGAACUUGAAAUAUUAUCGAUUUCAACAGUGGAUUACUCGAUAACCGCGAUACCUACCAAAAUGAAACAUUUUCUCAUAGUGAGGGGUUUUGAAAGGCUUUUUGGUGAUAUCAUAAAAAUCAGUAUUGCCACUUUUUUUCGUGAAAAAAAUUAGCUCAAAAAGUUUCGAAACGUUGUUUUUAUAUCGUUCCGACUAUCAAAAAUUCUGAAAAAAAUAUAUUAUGGACAACUGUCAUGUUGAACAACAUAUUAAAAAAUUGGGAUGGUAACUUAUCGCAAAGUCGAUUAAAAAAUUUAAAGUUUGCUAAAAAAUGCGAUUUUUUGAUUUAAAACAUUGAAAAAAGUUUUGAUUGGUAAAAUUGACCCAUUUGACCUCUAUUUUUACGUAUCCAUUGAAAAAGUUGAAAAAACUCCUUCAUUCGGUGAAAUUAACUCAUCACAAAAAAAAAAUCAAAAUUCGAAAAAAUUCAAAAAAUAAACAUACUUAUUUUAAUUUUUCUUGUUGUAAGUGUAAUUUUUAUCAACUUUUUCAUGAAAUACGUCAGAAAGAAGUCAAAAUAAGACAACUGAAUAAAUUUAAACUUUUUUUGAUGUUUGGAAUUGAAAAUUGAAUUUUUUCGAAUUUUUAUUUUUUUGUGAUGAGUUUAUUUUAUCGAGUGAAAGGAAGGUUUCAACUUUUUCAACAGUUACGUAAAAAUAGUGGUCAAAUGGGUCAACUUUACCAAUCAAAACUUUUUUCAUGUUUUAAAUCAAAAAAUCGCAUUUUUUCGCAAACUUUAAAUUUUUUUAAGUCGACUUUGCGACAAGUUACCGCCCCAAUUUUUUAAUAUGUUGUUCAGCAUGAACAGUUGUCCAUAAUAUAUUGUUUUCAGAAUUUUUGAGAGCCGGAACGAUAUGAAAACUACGUUUUGAAAUUUUUUGAGCUAUUUUUUUGUACGAAAAAAAGUGGCAACACUGAUUUUUAUGGUAUCACCAAAAAGCCUUUCAAAAUCUUCAACUACGAGAAAAAGUUCCAUUUUGUUAGGUAUCGCGGUUAUCGAGUAAUCCACUGCUGAAAUGGAUGAUAUUUUAGGUUCACUGAAAACUUUGACACCCCCUGGCUGUCGUUAAAAAUGGGCUAGAGGGCUGCGAUUUGCGCCAUGGGUCAUCUCUUCAAAAGGUCUUCCGACACGAAAAAUUUCAAAAAAAUCGUCGAACCCACCUACCACUUCUUGGUUCAAUUGAUGUGGAAUGACCAGCUGGUCAAAACACCACUCUUGAGGUGUCACUCCCAGAAUCGGCUCAAAUGUUGAUAAACUCGUUAUACCGGUCGAGUAUAAUACAAAACUCGAUUUUUAGCUGCCCAACUUCAUAUUCACGCCUUCUGGAGCAAAUUCCAAAUUUUGGAGAAAUUGAAAAAUCGUGCUAGUGGCUCUAAAAUGGCUGGAAAUUGUGAAAUUUGGAUUUGGGGGAUUGGUUUUAGACAAGAUACAGCGAAUCGCGUGAAUUUCUAAAAUUUCCACGCAAACGGUAACUUUUUUAUUUUUUGGAUUUUUUAAUUUUGAAAAAAGCAGGUCAAAAAACCACUUUUGAGGGGUCACUCUCAAAAUCGGCUCAAAUGUGGAUAAACUCGUUAAACAGGUUGAGUAUAAUACACAACUCGAUUUUUAGCUGCCCAACUUCAUAUUCACGCCUUCUGUAGCAAAUUCAAAAUUCUGGAGAAAUUGAAAAUCGAGCUGGAGGCUCCAGAAUGGCUGGAAAUGGUGAAAUUUGGAUUUGGGUAAUUGAGAUUAGUUUUGGGACUCGUUUUGACCAUUUUUACUGAUCAAGUACGUACUUUUUAGAAAAAAUCAUAAAUCGCCAAAAACAAUCAAUUUUAAAUUUUCAAAGGUUCGCAAAAAAUUGAAAAAUGAACUUGGGCAGCUGAAAAUUUGGUUUUGGGGGUUUUAGACUAUGCUCUUUCCAAAAAUCGCGGUCUCGUUUAAAUCGGAGAGUGACACCUCAAGAGGUUCCCUUAUUAGUAGAAAAAGAACAAAAUAUAUAGAAAUUCCAAUUCAUCUGCGAGUUGAAAAAUUGUUCAAAUAAGUAGGUAAGUAGGUAUUAAAAUUGUGAAAAAAUUGCUAAAAAUUGCUACCUACCUACCUAAAUCUCGAUAAAAAAUUUGAAGGUCUUGUGUAUUGCGCAAAUUGUCACAGUUCUUGAAAAAAUCUAGAUGAAUAUUAAAUUGCAAACAUGCUCAACUUUUAAUCAUCAUAAGUCUAUUUUUUUUUCUUAAAUAGAGAUAUUUUCCACCAAAUUAUUCCUUUUUUGAACAAUUUUCAGAGCAUUGUAGAGAAUUUUUCUCGUCUCAUUAAUUUACUUUUAUGAUCUAUAAUUUUUAACACGAUUUUCGCACCACCUAAAGAUUUGUUUUUGUACUUUAGAAAACUUUUGUGUACUUUUCAAUGAUUUUUUGCUGGUAGUCUUAGGAUUUUGUAAACGGUUUUUACCUAGCAAUAUUAGAACACUUUUGAUCAGAGUUUUCGUGUAUAUUUGGUGUUAUUUCAGGCAGGUACUUACAUGUACAUAGUUAGUUAUUAAAAUUUAUUUAUGAUUUUCUAAAUAUUUUUAUAUAACAAAUUUAACUAUUCGAUAAUUUUUUUUUACCAACAAAUUGUUCGUUUGUUUGUUUUUUUUUCAAGUUUUCAUCGCGGUUACAAUGUUUUUGUUUUUUCUAUUUAGUGAUUAAGUCUGGUCAUUUCCACCGUAUUCAGACAAUUUUUUGCGAUGAUUGUAAUAAAGGUGUGCACCUAUC